Molecule: messenger RNA, 808 nt
Organism: Magallana angulata
Lineage: Eukaryota; Metazoa; Mollusca; Bivalvia; Ostreida; Ostreidae
Product: natterin-3-like
Exons: 2
Coding region: 235-666 (143 amino acids)
Source: RefSeq, a predicted model, not a curated record
GGCCGAGAAAGUGCAUGAUGCAUUUGUUUUCUUAAAAGUCAGGCGACUUGCUGAUUCAGCACUUACAGAGGAAGUACAUGUUACAUUUGUUUUGUUAAAACUCGGGCGACUAACUGACUGAGGAUAGUGUUCCUUGUUUGUUUGUAAGAGACAGGGGUCUUUUUUGUUGUGCUGGACUUAAGCUCCUUCGCAACUUCGCCUUCGUAACUUCGCACAUAAUUUGAGAGCUUCCUGAUGGCAGAGUGGGUAUCAACGACUGGAAAUACAAUCCCAGAUAAUGCGAUACGUGCUGGGUACGAUAUUAACAAAAAGGCUUUGUUUAUUGCCCGGGCUGUAGUCUCGGGCGAAAUGACCCCCGGAAAAUGCGGAACCCACCUCGAAGGGGCACACAUUCCUUUCGCUGGCAAAGAGCAUAUUAUCCAGAAUUACGAGGUUCUAGUCUACCCGAUCAACGCCUUGGGGUUCUUAGACUGGCAACAGGCAUCCAAUGGUGACGUGCCGGGUAACGCCAUCGACACAGCCAGCGGCAUCUACAUAGGACGGGUUCUUUACUCCGGAAGUCUGAUUCCUUGCAAGAUCCAUACCGGCUUCAAGGUUGCCUACAUGGGUUUCGCCGGUAAAGAACACCAAUCAAAGGAAUACGAAGCUCUGUAUAAAGUCAUUUAGUUGGAGGAGAUGACGAGCAAAAUAACUUGAACGCAAAACUAAGUGAACUCUUAUCGCAUUUUACUGUUAUUCUUUAUAUUUAAUGAAAUAUUUCAACGCUGUGAAAUAAGUUCUUUCUCUAAUAAAUUCUGAUUUUGCACCA